Molecule: messenger RNA, 791 nt
Organism: Rhipicephalus sanguineus (brown dog tick)
Lineage: Eukaryota; Metazoa; Arthropoda; Arachnida; Ixodida; Ixodidae
Exons: 5
Coding region: 82-708 (208 amino acids)
Source: RefSeq, a predicted model, not a curated record
AUCCUUCUCUCUCUGAUGUAGCAAAUAAAAGCCAGCUCCCGGUGCACAGUGGUCACCACUUUCCUCUGAGUGAUCGCGACAAUGUCGACUCUUCUCCGCGCCCUACUGGCCACCGUUGCCGUCUUCGCUCUGCAAGAGGGCGCCUGGGCACAAUAUCCCGAACUGAACCCGGGCCUACAGAGAUUCCAGAACCCACCUCGCUGCUACCCCAACAAUGGCGAAUGGGUCAUGACGAAGCGAAACUACCCGUAUGAUCCUCACUUCGGCGGAACCGCCAAAUGCGUGAAGUACGAGAGAAUCGGACCCGUCGUCGGGAGCAGCAUGAACGUCAGGUUCUCUUGGUGCCAGGACGGAUAUGGACGCGGAUGUGGAUCAAACGUUGGCCGUUACGUCCUCACUGCGACGCCGGGAUACAGCACGAGGAAUCAAUACAACUUCAUGGCAUUCAAUGGUGUAGGCAGUUUCAGAAUGCACACCAUCUUCAAGGACUGCGGCACCUGCUUCGUCGGACGUUAUCGCUAUGCUCUUAACGGAUACGGAUGCGUCCAGUGGCGUCGUUUGUCCUAUACUUUCAACCGACGUGCCGACUACUGCGACUUCAUCUUCGACCUGUUCUGUGGCAACGCCCCCAAGUACCAGGUGUACGAUAACUCCUGCAGUCGUGUGCUCGGAGUGUACAAUGGCAAUUACGGCUGGUGGAAGAAAUAAUCAGUCACUCACGAGGUUUCGGCCGUCUUCUGAGCAUUUAACUGACAGCACGCUUACUGCAAUAAAAGGUUCGUCAGCUUAAA